ACGACGUAGAAGUUUGAAAUUAUUAUUUUAGCAGAAGGCUGAAGCUGUUUAACUUGUGUGAAAAUGCUUAUGGUCACCUCAAACGUACGUCUAAACGCACUCUGCGGAACAAGGAUCUUUUUGUUGGCAGUAACGGUGUACUUGUGCUUCACUCAAGCAUUUGGAGUAGGAACCACUAUCGUCUGUCCGAAAGGUGUGGCUGUCUUUGGACAGCAAGUAAAUUUAACGUGCCACCUGCAUGGACCUGUAGAUGCGGGCAUUAAGUUUGUGAGACCAAAAGGGCCACACCCAAACGUGGUUCAGUGCGCCCACAAUCUGCCGAAUCAUUAUAAUGCGUGCAUCCAUAAUCACUACGUAUCGGGCUACGGUGCUGUCAUAGAGGCGGCAAGACGGGUUACUCUGAUCAUAGAUUCCUUCAACCCCGAAGUGGACGAAGGUAACUGGAAGUGUUUGGAUGGAGAAAUGGGUAAAUCUCAUACUACGUGCAACCCUGGCAAACAAGAUUCAAACACUGAGAGGCAAUUAACGUAUUCCGUUCCACUACUCAUUUUUAUUGUCAUCAUCAUCCUGACGAACUGUUAGCACAAGUAUCUUCAAUCGGCUUUCCGCUGUGCCUUCUAUACACGAUAGACUCUAGGAAUUUCACCCAUUUUACUUUUAAUGCCAAUUUGAUACCUAAUUUGUUAUAUAUAUGUAAACAAACCAAAGCCCAGCAGAUUUCAUAUAUACUAAUAUGGUUGAUCACCUAAAAUGCUCAAAUGACAAUUCUGUAUAUAUUUCUGUACACGGUGCUUUGUUGAUAAUGAUGUUUUCGUAACAGAAGGUUACAUGGUUCAGGGGUGGAAGCUGGAUUUUUCUAGGGAGGGAGUGCAACGUUUAAUGUAAUGAUGUAAGCAGUUUCACGAAAAAUUAUACCUUAAGGAGUGAAAAACAAUUCCUGUUAUGCCUUUAUUUUUCACAUUGUUAAUAAUCAAUAAACCAUAAAAUACUCA
Gigantopelta aegis is the source of this 992-nucleotide messenger RNA. RefSeq lists its product as uncharacterized. NCBI's taxonomy places the organism in Eukaryota, Metazoa, Mollusca, Gastropoda, Neomphalida, Peltospiridae. The record is from RefSeq and is a predicted model, not a curated record. Bases 64 to 582 code for a protein of 172 amino acids. The transcript has 4 exons.